AUGGCUGAAAAUGGUGCAGCACAGGAAAAUCAGGUAGCCAAACACCAAGAAGUUGGACACAAGAGUCUUUUGCAAAGCGAUGCUCUUUACCAGUACAUACUGGAGACCAGCGUAUACCCAAGAGAGCCAGAACCCAUGAAAGAGCUUAGAGAAUUGACUGCUAAGCAUCCAUGGAACCUUAUGACAACUUCUGCUGAUGAGGGACAAUUCUUGAGCAUGUUGUUGAAGUUGAUCAAUGCUAAAAAUACCAUGGAGAUUGGUGUUUACACUGGCUACUCUCUUCUUGCUACUGCUCUUGCUCUUCCAGAUGAUGGACAGAUAUUAGCCAUGGAUAUUAACAGGGAAAAUUACGAACUUGGUUUGCCCAUAAUCCAAAAGGCUGGCGUGGCUCACAAGAUUGAUUUCCGUGAAGGCCCCGCUUUGCCUGUUCUUGAUCGAUUGGUCGAAGACAAAAACAACCAUGGCACGUAUGAUUUCAUUUUCGUGGAUGCUGACAAGGACAACUACAUCAACUACCACAAGAGGAUAAUAGAACUAGUGAAAGUUGGUGGUGUGAUUGGGUACGAUAACACCCUGUGGAAUGGUUCCGUGGUGGCUCCACCAGAUGCACCAAUGAGGAAAUAUGUUAGGUACUAUAGAGACUUUGUAUUGGAACUUAACAAAGCAUUAGCAGCUGAUCCAAGGAUUGAGAUUUGUAUGCUUCCUGUUGGUGAUGGAAUUACCCUGUGCCGCCGUAUCAGCUGA
Messenger RNA from Capsicum annuum, 744 nucleotides. Its product is annotated as caffeoyl-CoA O-methyltransferase 6. Bases 1 to 744 code for a protein of 247 amino acids. NCBI's taxonomy places the organism in Eukaryota, Viridiplantae, Streptophyta, Magnoliopsida, Solanales, Solanaceae. The record is from RefSeq and is marked provisional. Gene Ontology annotation, molecular function: S-adenosylmethionine-dependent methyltransferase activity; O-methyltransferase activity. The transcript has 5 exons.